AUGUCUAUCGAGAACUCAAGACUAUGCUGCUUCUGCCGCAAGCUCGAGCCGGUAGACCAGCCUUGUCCUUCGAUUCAGAAUCAACCAACCCAGGCCUUCCCCAGCGGUGUGAAUAAUACCACGAAGCCAUGGACCAGAAAUGAUGAGGACUUACUGGAACAGCUCCGCCUACACCCAAGCGAGCUUUGCAAACGAUGUGCCGAAUUCGACAUCAUCCGCGCCUUUAACGAAGCGGAUCCAUUAGAUCUCAACCAGAGAGGCGAGCUAGAAAAGGCCAAGUAUCUUGAACACUUUAAAAAACAGGAACCUUACAGACUACGCUUUGGUCUUUUGUCACGGUUUCACAUGAAGCCUUCUUGUCCACUAUGUCGGUUGCUCUAUAGACUCAUUCCUAGACCCCCUCCGGAGCACGAUACUACUGUUAUCACGCUUAUUCCUUAUCGAUGGUAUAUUCAACAGGAUCACUGGGAAUGCGUUCCAAAAAACGAUAAACGAAAGUUUGCAAUUUGGUUUGGUCUUUCAACACCUGUUCUCGAUUUGUCAUUCAAAACGAGUUUCUUUAACGCGGGUCAGCAGCUGAGAGUUGCUAUGAUGACUGGUGAAGCGAUAGCCAUGCAUACUAGCUCUUGUUCAGAAGAGCUUUGCAACGUUAGAGUUAUUGAAGGGAUGGUUGAUGUUGAUCAUAUCAAGAAAAGCCUUGAGCAUUGUCAGAAGCAUCAUUCAGAGCAGUGCAAUGCCAAAUUCGACAAACGACUGCUGAUUACUAAAAUGCUUGAUGUUGAUACCCGAAAGGUGGUUGAUUGUCCUGACAACUGCGAUUAUCUGGCGCUUAGUUACGUCUGGGGCGGUAUACAUCCCGCCGAUGGAGCUUUGGAGGCCGGCAAACUUCCUCAGACUAUUGAGGAUGCUAUCGCCUUGACCAAAAAGCUCGGAAAACGAUAUCUAUGGGUUGAUGCCCUCUGUAUCGAUCAAAGCCCCAACCCAACGCCCGAACAAGCAGCCAGCAAAGCCAAGCAGCUUCAACUCAUGCACCUGAUCUACUACUCUGCCACAAUAACUAUCUUAGCUGUCGCAGGUCCGCGCUCCGACUAUGGCAUUCCUGGGAUAUCAAAGGCCCGCGCGGGGUCUACACGAGAGCGCAUCAACGGACAGGAUCUAGUAGUCGUCCCUCCACAGAUCGAGUCAGAGAUCAAGUCUUCAGUCUGGCAAACGAGGGCCUGGACGUGGCAAGAGGAUGUUUUGUCUACGAGAAAGUUGUACUUGACGGAGACGCAAUGGGUACUGGAGUGUAGGGAGACGCUGUGGCCGAGCGAUUAUGCCGAGGCACAUGAUUCAGCUGUGGACCUUACUUGGACCAAGGUUUCUGGGGGGAAGAUAAAAGCUGGUUACGUCGAGGCCACGAACACCCAAGCCCUGGACAGAACUUCGUCAAUGUUCAUAUCAGUGGUAACAGCUUAUACCUCGCGGUCUCUCACUAACGACGGUGACUCUCUGAAUGCCUUCCAGGGUGUUCUCGCACGCUAUGGAAAACCUGCCUACCCUCAAGGUUUCGAGUGGGGAAUGCCACUCAAAGAUUUCACUCAAUCGUUGGCCUGGAUCCACAAUUACACAGUCAAGCCUACAAGACGAUCAGCCUUCCCAAGCUGGAGUUGGGCCGGUUGGGGAGGAACUGUGCAGUAUCCCAUCGACCUUACUGAAACAGCGACCGAAAACGGUGAUCUCAUUCCGCGGAUGGUUAGUAUUGAUGAUAAGGUGGUUAAGCUAGAGGGAUGGACUGUAACGCUUGAUGUCCGGACUGAACCGUUCAGUGAGGUGGUCAUACCCGGGACUGAUCAGGCAAUUGGAUGUGUUAGGGAGAGGAAUUUUAAGCAUAACAUGACUUUGCCAACGGGGAAGUAUCGUUGUUUAGUGGCGGCGAGACUCAAGAAGGAAGUGCUGAGGAAUGGAUUAGUGAAUCAGUUGGUGUUCCUGGUGGUUUUGAGAGGUGAUAAGGAUGUUGAGAUUGAAGAGAGGCAGACGGCUAUCACAGUGGAUAGACUUGCUAUUGAGGGGAAGGACUUCAUGGACUUUGGUCCAAAGAAGACAGUUAUCAAAAUGAAGUAG
Fusarium subglutinans is the source of this 2103-nucleotide messenger RNA. RefSeq lists its product as uncharacterized. Lineage: Eukaryota; Fungi; Ascomycota; Sordariomycetes; Hypocreales; Nectriaceae. Bases 1 to 2103 code for a protein of 700 amino acids. The transcript has 3 exons. The record is from RefSeq and is a predicted model, not a curated record.